Messenger RNA from Boleophthalmus pectinirostris (great blue-spotted mudskipper), 6087 nucleotides. It is a transcript of the gene arhgap4b, whose product is annotated as Rho GTPase activating protein 4b. The record is from RefSeq and is a predicted model, not a curated record. Gene Ontology annotation, cellular component: cytoplasm. The coding region runs from base 341 to 3169 and encodes 942 amino acids. NCBI's taxonomy places the organism in Eukaryota, Metazoa, Chordata, Actinopteri, Gobiiformes, Gobiidae. Gene Ontology annotation, biological process: signal transduction; negative regulation of cell migration. Gene Ontology annotation, molecular function: protein binding. The transcript is spliced from 24 exons.
UUUUGAUGAGAGCGUGUGUGUGUAAGAGGAAUCUGUCACAUUCAAACACUGUUCUGUCUCGUGUGCCACAGGGAGAUGGAGGGAUGAGAGCAGAAGAGAGGAGAUAGACAGAUACAACGGAGGAGGACUAGGAUGUGCGGUCACUUCACCUAUGGAUCUGCCUGCAGGACCUCAUGGACACAGCGCUGACAACUCAUCACAGACCUACAUGAGGCUGUAGAGGUCACAGGGUCACGCGGGAGACGAAUCACCCAGGUCAAAGUUCACAGGCGCACACUCUCCCAGCCCGAGAGAGGGAACCGGCGAGGACAGCGACAAGCCAAGGUCCCGGGGGUCAACCAUGAUGACGUCACACGGCAAGCUGCGGAGGGAGAAGGGGAGUCUGGCCGAGUAUGAGUCGCAGAUGAAAGACUUGCGGGCCCAGCUGGGAGAGCAGAUGAAGAUCUUGGACUUGCAGGUGGAAGUGAAACAGCAGCAGCUCUCGGACCUCUCAGAGUUCCUCCGUCGGCGCGGAGACAUCGAGACGGAAUACGCCCGUGCUCUGGACAAACUCACCGAGAGGUUCACCCACAAAACCAAGAAGAAGGAGCAGUGGGGCCAGUCCGUGUGUCAGGUGUGGACCGUCCUCCUCACACAGACUCGUCUGAUGAGCCGGGAGCACGCCUCUCUGGGGGACACCUGCUGUAACACUCUGACCCAGAGACUCACCCACAGCACAGAGGACACACACCGCCUGCACAAGAGGAGUAAAGAAGUGGGGACUCAGAUGCAGGACGAGCUGCUAAAGGUCACCACUGAGCUUCAGACUGCCUUAAAGACAUACAAUCAGUACCACACGGACUGUCUCAUCGCUGAGGGGAAACUCAAAGAGGCCGAGCGAUUGGAGGAGAGACAGACCGGCAAGUCAGCUGAGCUCGGUAUCGGCCAAUCAGGAAGCACGAGGCGGAGCUCUGUCAAGAAGAUGGAGAGAUUAAUGGAGAAGAGACAUGGACGAGUGCAGGAGACCCAGCUCAAGUGCACUAAAGCUCGCAAUGACUACCUGCUCAACCUGGCAGCAGCCAACGCAGCCAUGAACAAGUACUACCUGCAGGACGUCAGCACACUCAUUGAUUGCUGUGACCUGGGUUUCCACCAGUCUGUGGAAAGGGUGAUGAAGUGCUACCUGACCAAUAGGUGGCGCAUUCUUAAGACAGAGGAGUCUGGUCUGAAGCAGCUGGAGACAGCUGUGACCUCCCUGGACCAGAGCGGAGACAGAGAUGCUCUUCUACAGCAGCACGAUACUGCCUUCUGCCUGCCCUUUAGAUUCAACUAUCACCCGCAUGAAGGCGACCAGGUGUGUGAGGUCAGUGCCGAGAGCCAGGUCAGGUACGAGCUUGAGACCCGCUUCCAGCAGCUCCAGUCUCGCCUCGCAGCUGUUACCCUGGAAACAGAAGAGAUCAGUAAAACCCUCAAGGCCACACUUACUGCUUUACUGGACAAUAUGGGUGACAGUGACAGUAACCCCGCCCCUGAUGUGCCAAGCAGCCAAUCACACGAGCCGCCUGGGGGAAGCACCGCCCCCAAACUUGCUCUCGCCAAACGUAGAGCCAAUCAGCAGGAGACAGAGACCUUCUAUUUUACAAAAGUGAAGGAGUUCCUCACCAGCAGCUCUCUGUCCUCCAAACUUCAAGCCAAACAUGACCUUCUACAAGAUGCCAUACAGAAAGCUGAAGCCGUCAACAGUGACCCCUCAAGAAGUCAAUGUGCUCGGUCUGUGCGUGUGCGGAAGUCCAGGCCCAUCUCUCAGUUCUGCCACUCACUCUUCAACACAGACAUGCUCUCCUAUAUCCAGAGUUCGGGGCAGCAGAUCCCUGUGGUGGUUGAGAGCUGUAUUCGUUUCAUAAACCUUCAUGGUCUGCAUCAUGAGGGGAUAUUCCGGGUUCCUGGAUCUCAGAGGGAAGUCAACCUCAUUAGAGACGCUUUUGAGAGAGGAGAGGACCCUCUGUCGGACAGUGAGUGUGACCUGGACUCAGUGGCCGGUGUACUAAAGCUGUACUUCAGGGGUCUGGAGCCUCCUUUGUUUCCCUAUGACUCCUACAACCAGCUGCUCGACUGUGUCCAAAUUGAGUCUGUGUCUGAGAAAGCUGCUCAGAUUAAAGCUAUUGUCUCCUCAUUUCCUCGGCCACUGCUCAUUGUGAUGCGAUACCUUUUUGCUUUCCUGAAUCAUGUGUCCCAGUACAGCGAUGAGAACAUGAUGCAGCCGUAUAAUCUGGCCGUGUGCUUCGGGCCCAGUCUGCUGCGAGGGGUGGACUCCGAUGAUGCCGUCGCCCAGCAACCACAAGUCAACGAGCUUGUCAAGACCAUGAUCCUCCAGCACGACGUCAUCUUUCCCAGCCAAUCAGAGGUGCCCGGGCCUGUCUACGAGAAGCACAUGACACUGGAGCAGGAGUACUGUGAACCAAUAACUGAAGAAGGAGAUGGGGAGACAGAACAUCUGCCCAGUGAAGAGGAACUGGAGGCUGUGGCGAUGUUCGACUAUGUGGCCAGAUCACCGGCAGAACUGUCCUUCAAACAGGGAGAGCUCAUGAUACUCCACAGCAAAGCCUCCUGUGAUUGGUGGAGAGGAGAAGUGGGCGGGGUCAAGGGACUCAUCCCACACAAAUAUAUUAAUCUUUUGGAUGGGAAUGAGCGAGGAAAGAGGGAUGAGAUGGGCGGUGGGGGAGGGAGCACUGGUAAUCUGACAGUUGAAGAUCCAAUGGAAAACCCCACCAGGAUGCGUGUGAACAGUGACAGUGCUUCGUUGCCAGGACGACAGAGAGGAAGUGAAGUGAGCCCAAACAAACAACCCACUUCUCCAGCUACAAAGCAUUUUCCAGUGUCCCAGGAAAGAAGACACACCCUGGACACUCUGCGGCAAGGAGGCUUCAGACCCACAGACAGACCGGGCUUUGUUCAGCCUGACAAGACUGCAAUCGACAAGGAGAUGAUCAGCCGUCAGAUGAACUCCGUGUUCAAAGAGCUUCUGUCUCGCCAGCCUGCAGUACAACCAUCUGCUCUGCCUGUCCCGCCCACCACAGCGCCCCCUGCCUCCUCCUCCAGCGCCAACACCUCCCCUCCUCUGCCCCAGCCCGUCACUAAGAAGGGGGGCUUUGGGCUUCGAGGUCGUGUCCUUUUCAGACCCGUGGACUGACCGAGCACAUACUUACUUUAUGACAUUGAUUCAGCGCCGGAGGUUGAAGAUUCUUUGACACGUGUAGAAUAUAUGUGCCAUUUUGUCUAAUUCUUCUUGUUGUGUCCAGGUGGUUUUAUUUUAUUGUGUGGACUUCUUUUUGUUUGCAUCUUUUGGGAGAACCAUGUAAAGGCAUCAUAAGACUGAACAGAAGAGUGGACAUCAAACUUAACUUGACGGUAUUGCGCUGCUCCCUAGUGGCAGGUCUGAGAUCAGCUCACCAAUAGUUUUAUUUAAAAGAAGAACACUGAUCUGGGGCCUGUGUCUAGGAGUGCCUUCACAUUCUCACAUUUAUGUAACUUCUGUGUAAAACUGUGCUUAAUAAUUUUGUGUGAUUCAAAGACUGAAAGUGUUCAAAAGCAUGCAGCUUCAGAAAACACAUGAGAUCAUCCAUUGCUGUGUAAAAAGUGGAGACAGGGGUGUGGAAAUGCUGUUAUAACGCUCUCAUGAAAGAUAUAGUAUAAAUGCAUUAUGGUUAAAGACUGUUGUUCUUUUUAUUGCCAGACACUUUUCCGUCAGUUACCUUCAAGGCAGCUGAAGUACUUUUGUAACUUCUCUCGUUGAGGGUCCGUCAAAUGCUUUUCUCCAUGGAAACAUUAUUUCUUUGCCUGCAAUUUUUCUCAGUAUGGCAUUAAACCUUUCUAUCUUCAUGGAGACCAAACCAGACCAAGUUACAGGUCAGAUCUGUGGAGAGGCAACCCCACUCACAGUUAAAAUGCCUGUUUUUCUAGGUAUUUUUGAGCUUUAAAACCACCUGUAAUUGAAUAAAUGUAAGGUACAGCUGUUUAAUAUCAUACUGUGUAACAUUCCAGUUGGAGUAGUGACAUAUCUAUAGAAACAUGUGGCCAUACCAGCUUGUCAAAGCCUGAUCCCGUCAGAUCUAAGAAGGUAAACAAGGCUCGGUCUGGUUAGUACUUGGAUGGGAGACUGCUGGGAAAACCAGAUGCCACAGUGGGGCGCCAGUUGUCAUUGUGUCCUUAGGCAAGGCACUUCACCCACAUCACCUAGUAUGAAAGUCUCAGGCUCAGAUUGGCAGCCACGCUUCAGUCAGUCUGCCCCAGGACAACUGUAGCUGCAAUGGGAGCUUACCAGUGCACAGAGAAUGAAUAAUGUUCUGUAAAGUGUCUUUGAGUGUCCAAAAAAGCACUAUAUAAAACUGUUGCAUUAUUAUUAUUAAACAAGCAGGUGACGGACUCCCAACCAUAAAGUUACAUAGUGCAGCUUUAAACAGAUAUAAUUUACCAAGCGCAGUGAGUGGCUCUACUUUAAGGCAUAGAGAGAUAAGAAUCACCUGCUGAGGAAACAUUGAAUUUUUCUCCCAUUUUAGCACAUUGUUUACAAACUGAAUAACAAUAAUUUGUAUGAGACCAUUUUUACGUGACAGCAUUUCUAUUCCCAUUGUUUACACAGAUCUGUAUAAAGCAUUCAUUCCCCGUCGUAUGUGAGCUUCGGCCUGACGAAAGGCCAGAUCUCAGGGCUUUAGAGUUAGAGACGAGCUGACUCAGGUGUGGUAACUGAAGGAUGGAUGAGUUUCUCUUCACUCAGGGCUUUGGUCCACUCACUGGAAACUGUGCCCUCGCCUCCAGAGCCAAACUGGCCCCCGUCAGAGAGGACAGCCACGAGCGCUCCUCUGCAUUUAACUGUGAAUUCUGACUGACGUAAUCUCUCAUUUUUACAUCCUGGUCCUCAGCUUAUCUUUCGAACUAAAACAUCUGCGAGUCUAUUUCUGAAGUGUGAGCAUUUUCACUGGAGGUGUGUUCAUACUGUGACUUUACCAGGAAAGGAAUAGAACCACUGUAAGGAGUUAAAAAUCUGACUUUGAUUUUACUUUACAAUUUGUAUUUAUUUUUAUGUUAACUGACUUUUACAAAUAUGAAAUGGGUGCACUAGUUACAUUUGUGUAAGUGAAGCAACUAUUCUGUAUUUACCUUAUUCCACCCCGCCCAGUUUUGUCCAUGCAUUUUUGUGGUGGCACUUCAAGUUAAACGGGAAUCCCAUUCAUGUCAAUAGCGAGUUUGAGAAACAUUUUGCCAAUUAAAAUAUGACAUAAAGUCGGUUCAUUUGUGUGAAAUGUUCAGUGUUCAUGUGCACUGAUUCUCUGUGGGGCUUUAAAACAGCUUUAUAGUCCGCAUUGAACUUAUUUGCUGGAUCGACUGCUCCAUAAAAUAAUAAAAUAAUAAAACCUGAAAAAUAAUGGCGGCACCCACAGCAGCUUCUGAAAUAAGGUGAAUAUUCAGACAUUGUUUUUUGUUUAAAGGUGCAUUGUGUAACUUUUCUGGUGGAGGGUCUGUCAAAUCUCAGAUCACUCUUCAUGGAGACGUUUUUGUUUUGUCUGGACGUUUCACAGUGUAGUAUUUAACCUUUCUAUUUUCAUGGAGACCAAACCAGACCAAGUAACAGGUCAGAUCUGUGGAAAGACAAACCCACUCACAAUCAGAAUGCCUGUUUUUCAAGGUAUUUUUUAGUGAUAAAACCAGCUGUAAUUGAAUAAAUGUAAGGUUAACCUGUUUAAUGUCCUACUGUGGAACAUUCCAGGCAGAGCAAUGGCAUUUCCAUAGAAACAAAGAAGUGACGGACCUCCAAACAAAAAGUUACAUAGUGCACCUUAUAGAUUUCAGUCAGUUUUUUGCGUUUUUUACAGUGGUUCUUAUUCCAGACUAUAAGUUGGAUAGCAUUUGAACUGUUUUACACACAUUGUUUCGUUGUGUUCAAUUUAUCUUAAAAGCAUAGAAACCGAACAUUCUUUUGUAAUGAUUCUGCUUCUAUGACAAAAAUAACAUGACUUCUGCAUCACUCUUUGCUGAUGUCAACAAACUGUAGUGUGCCCAAAACUGUCUGUGCAAAUGAAUAAAUGAACAGUGUCAAGAAAUGUCACUAAA